Messenger RNA from Peronospora matthiolae, 921 nucleotides. The record is from the annotation of a GenBank genome assembly. Lineage: Eukaryota; Oomycota; Peronosporomycetes; Peronosporales; Peronosporaceae.
AUGCGAGCUCUCCUAGGACAAGGUACUCGGCAUGAGAUCGAACUGAAACCCGUUUCGAAGUACUGUGUCAUGAAGCAGUGGCCACUGCCUCGUGAACAGGUAACAGCGAUCGGCAAAUUCUUUGCCGAUCGUUUAGCGGCUGGUCAUGUGAGGGAAUCAACAUCCCCACACAGCUCUCCGACCUUCUGUGUGCGAAGGGCCACAGGAGGGUGGCGGAUAGUGCACGCGUUCAACAAACUGAACGCUGCAACGGUAACGGCUCAAACGCCGCUGCCAAGAAAGGAUGUCAUCAUAGAUGGUAUGGCAAAGAGUGCCAUAUUUUCAUCCAUGGAUUUGAUGGAUGGAUUCUAUCAGAUCCUCAUGCGUGAACGGGAUAUCCCUUACACGGCAGUGAGCACCCCUAGUGGUAUGCUUUGGGAGUGGCUAGUGAUGCCACAGGGGCUGAGUAACGCCCUUGCAACGUUUCUACAGAUGUGUCUGUUGCGAUCGGUGCGCGAUUUCGUACCGAGUUACUUCAAAGAUGACUUCGUCCAUAGCCGGGCUAUGGAUGGAAAGACGGAUAAAGGGGUUCAUAGAAUCCACGUCCGGAAGGUUCUUACACUAAUGCGAGAGCAUAAGUUGUUCUCGAACCUCAAGAAGUGUAUAUUCGCAGCGAACGAAAUACCACUUCUUGGCUCCAUCGUGGGUAAAAACGGUGUACGCCCUGAUCCAGAAAAUACCAAGUCGAUUGGAGACUGGCCUGUGCCAGUCGACGCCAAGGGACUUCAAAAGUUCAUUGGCUUAGCGGCGUACUUGCACAAAUACUCGCGCAACUAUGCCGAGAUGACCGUACAUCUCUCUCGACUGCUGAAGAAAAAAAAGAGAGGUGGUCAUGGAGCGCUGAGUGUCAGCAGUCUUUUAAAGGUAUCAAGAAAAGAUUGA